Molecule: messenger RNA, 720 nt
Organism: Paramuricea clavata
Lineage: Eukaryota; Metazoa; Cnidaria; Anthozoa; Malacalcyonacea; Plexauridae
Source: the annotation of a GenBank genome assembly
AUGAAAGAAAGAAGAAAACAACAGGAAAACAAUAAGAUGUUCAUGCUGCCAUUAGUUGACGCCAUAGUUUCGGGUAUACAUGCAAGAUUUGAUGAUGUGAUGGAUGAUGACCAGGUGAUUGCUGCUUCUAUUCUCAUUCCCAAGUUUAAGGACCACUGGACUGACGACAAUUCCCAGUUAAAGAAAGGUUUGGGAAUACUUCCUAUAUUAGUUUGGUUAAUGGUUAUAGGGUUGUCUAUAGAUUGCAGGAGUGUUUAAUUCAGAAUUAUUAUAAUUUAAAUAAGAUUAAUUAUCAUUAAUAAUCAAAUAAUUAAUAAAUAUAAUUGCUAAUGAAAUAUAUUUUACAUUGAUUUGUUUCAAGGGCUGGAGUACAUUCGGAACCGUUUAGUUGCUGACAAUGUGGUAGAGAGCGAGGAAACGGAAGCCAAGGAAGAUGAAGCAUCUGCAAACAAAUUUUUCAAGACAAAGAAGAAGAGUUCAAAAGAUGUGCUUGAGCUAUACUUGUCAUCUGACAACGAAGAUUUUGAUAUUUUCAAAGAACGAUGUGCUUCCCUAAGAAAAUUGGCUUUGGAACUGAAUAGUCCACUUCCAGCCAGUGCAGCAUGCGAGCGUCUUUUUAGCACUGGUGGUCUGAUACUGAGGCCCCACCGAAGCAGUCUUAGUGACAAACAUUUUGAAGCAUGCCUCCUCUCAAAGCUUAACUUUAAGUUUUUGAAAUAG